AUGGAGAGUCAAGAUAGUGGAGAUGAGCUCUAUCCCAUCGCCGUGCUGAUUGACGAACUCAAGCACGAUGAUGUCCUUCUCCGCCUCAACGCUAUCCACCGACUUUCUACCAUUGCAUUGGCCCUUGGCCCUGAACGAACAAGAGAGGAAUUGAUACCCUUUUUGGACGACUCCGUGGAAGAUGAAGAUGAAGUGCUUACCGCACUCGCUGAAGAGCUGGGAAACUUCAUCGAGUACGUCGGCGGCCCUGAAUAUGGUCACGUGCUCCUCGCGCCUCUGGAGAACUUGGCUGCCAUCGAGGAGCCAUUGGUGCGGGAUAAGGCCGUUGAAUCUCUAAACAAAAUCUGCAAUGACUUGUCAGAACGACAAGUCGAAGAAUACUUCAUCCCCCUCACGAUCCGCCUGUCGAAGGCCGAUUGGUUCACCUCGAAGAUUUCCGCGACCGGCUUGUACACAACACCCUACCGAAAAGCGUCCCAAUCUUCUCAACAAGUUCUGAGGGCUCAAUUUGGGCACCUUGUUCAUGAUGAGACACCCAUGGUGCGACGACAAGCCGCAAACAACCUGGCCAAGUUCGUGAAAGAGGUUCCCGUUCCAAUUGUGAUCGAGGAGAUGAUCCCUCUAUUUCAACAUUUAGCCAGCGAUGACCAAGACAGUGUUCGACUUCUGACUGUCGAAGUCCUCAUCUCCAUUGCAGAAGUCAUUCCCAAGGAGCAGCAACCGAGUCACGGUGUCUUGCUGACCGCAUUGAGGAGUUUAUUCGAGGACAAGAGCUGGAGAGUACGAUACAUGGUGGCAGAGAAAUUCGAGAAGAUUGCAAAGGCUGUCAAUGAGGAGGUUGUCACCCGAGAUCUCGUCCCGGCCUUCGUCAAGCUCCUCAAGGAUAGCGAGGCUGAAGUCAGGACCGCCAUCGCCAGCCAAAUCCCUGGCUUCUGCGGGCUCCUUGACCGAGAGACCCUCUUGAACGAAAUCAUGACAUCGAUCGAAGACCUUGUGUCUGAUCCUAACCAGCAUGUUCGAGCCGCCCUCGGAACCCAACUCAGUGGACUGGCUCCAAUUCUCGGCAAGGAAGAAACCAUCUCUCAUCUCCUCCCCAUGUUUCUGCAAAUGCUCAAGGACGAGUUCCCAGACGUGAGACUGCAUAUCAUCUCCAAACUUGAACUUGUCAACAAUGUGAUCGGUAUCGACUUGCUUUCUCAGUCUCUCCUGCCAGCCAUCGUCCAGCUUGCAGAAGACAAGCAAUGGCGUGUGCGCCUUGCAAUUAUUGAAUACAUUCCCUUGCUGGCGAAGCAAUUGGGCAUGAAAUUCUUCGACGAGCAGCUAAGUUCGCUGUGCAUGGGCUGGUUGGGCGACACUGUUUUCUCAAUUCGCGACGCUGCAACACAGAACCUGAAGAAGCUCACGGAAGUCUUUGGCGUGGAAUGGGCGAAUCGAAGCAUCAUCCCCAAAGUCACGGCCAUGAGCCAACAAGCAAAUUAUUUGUACAGGAUGACAACUUGCUUUGCCAUCACGAUCCUCGCACCAGUGAUAACUCUCGAUAUUAUAGCCGAAAGCGUCCUCCCCAUGAUGGACCGCCUCGUCACCGACCCAAUCCCCAACAUCCGGUUCAAUGUUGCCAAAUCCUACGCCGUCCUCAUCGAGACGCUCCGCCGGUUACCCGCCGAAGGGACACUGCAGCAAGGAGACCAAGAAUCCAAUUCCACGGCACAACCGAGUCCCAAGGCACAAGAAUUGAUUGCGCAAAUCAUGUCAAAUUUGGAGAAAUUGCAACAGGAUGAAGACGUGGAUGUGCGGUAUUUCGCCACUGUGGCGGCGGGUGGAACGAAUAAUGUGUAUGCUCAGCAGUCCGGGGAGAGGAUGGAUACCGGACAGUAG
Messenger RNA from Fonsecaea nubica, 1875 nucleotides. RefSeq lists its product as hypothetical. Gene Ontology annotation, cellular component: protein phosphatase type 2A complex; cytoplasm. Bases 1 to 1875 code for a protein of 624 amino acids. NCBI's taxonomy places the organism in Eukaryota, Fungi, Ascomycota, Eurotiomycetes, Chaetothyriales, Herpotrichiellaceae. Gene Ontology annotation, biological process: protein dephosphorylation. Gene Ontology annotation, molecular function: protein phosphatase regulator activity. The transcript is spliced from 5 exons. The record is from RefSeq and is a predicted model, not a curated record.